This is a messenger RNA of Dendroctonus ponderosae (mountain pine beetle), 3209 nucleotides long. RefSeq lists its product as uncharacterized. Gene Ontology annotation, biological process: mRNA 3'-end processing; mitochondrial mRNA polyadenylation. The transcript is spliced from 10 exons. Gene Ontology annotation, molecular function: poly(A) RNA polymerase activity. Bases 152 to 2965 code for a protein of 937 amino acids. Lineage: Eukaryota; Metazoa; Arthropoda; Insecta; Coleoptera; Curculionidae. The record is from RefSeq and is a predicted model, not a curated record.
UGGAUGUCAAGUCAAGCGUUUCACAAUUUGUCGGACAUAUUUGAAAAUUGGGAUUUUUUCUCUACGGUUUGACCAAAAUAUUUUUUGUUAACUGUUGAGAAUACGUUGUGUCGUCAAUACCUUCUAUGCGGAUAUUUUAAUUGUUGUCGGUAUGAGUGAUCGUGUAGAGAGUGGCUAUAAUCUGGAGCAAAAGUACGAUUCAAUUCACGUGCCCAUACCUGACCUGCUCAGUAGCAAUGGUAUACCAAAUGCCAGUUACGUCCGGUCGAAACUCAAGGAAUUUUCGUCCUUGUUCAAUAGCUCUUUUAGAAUUGCUAUUUUGCAAAGCGAACAAUCAGAAAAGAAGGAAUUAAAAUAUCUACUUUCAUCUUUGGAGAAAAGCCUCAAACUCGCCGUGGCGGAACUGGCAAAUAGUCAAAAAAAUCGAGUGCAUGUGUUCAGUUGUGGUAUUUGUAAUGAGGAAAUCGAGGUAAAUCAAGAUAAAGACAUAUGGACUUGUUUGCAGAGUCAUGAGCAUUUUGAGCAGCUCUAUUGUCAGCUUUUAAAUAAUACCCUUCAACUAAUUCCGUUAUCUAACAAAGAAAUAUCAUCUUUAUCUGAGAGAAGAACGAAUACAAUGGAAGCAAUUACGGGAGUCUCAGAAGUUCAACCUGAAACCCUUCCGUACAGUGGAACUGAUCAGCAUGGAAUAGACUCAUAUAAAAACAUUGGCAACUCUGAAAUCAGUCACGAAAGUGCUGGAAAAUCAGAUGCAGAUAGUGGUAGUGACAUCGACCAGGAGGAAAAAGAUGAUUUAGAUCCAGAUGACGUGAACAAGUUCCGUUUUAGUUUCCCAGUCUCUUAUAAUAAAAUAGUAGAAAGUGCCCUUUAUCCAUGCAGGAUUGCGAAUCGUAUACGGAAAUAUGACCAAGUAAAAUACUUUUCCAUUAUGAAAAUUAGUUCUACGAAAGCUGUUUGUUUAGUAUGCAAUUGUGAAAUCAAUGAUGUAAGAAUUAGAAACCAUUUAUUGAUGAGCCAUGUGAUGGGUAGUAAACAUUUAAAGUCAUCUAUGCAACCUCAAGUUUUGCAAUUGGUCGAAUUCUAUCAUGAUUUCUGGCUGAAUAAAGAUCCUUGCAUUCAAGCACAUCAAGUGUAUCUUAGACCAAUCGAUUUGACAUACAUGCAGUGCAGCCUGUGUGAUUGUGCGCUUUGUAUUGAUGAUAUAGUCGGGCAUAUACAACUCAAUCCGCACAAAAAAAAUGUUAUUCACAAUUUUGAAUCGAGAGUGAAUUCGAAUUAUCUCAUUGAUUUACAAGUUGAGGCUUAUGGAAUUCGAAGAGAAUCAGUUGAAGGAAAGAAAGAUGUAGAAAGUUCUCCAGAGACAAAUCGGAAGGAGAAGCAAAAAUUGGAGGAAAUUAAAAAAUAUGCUGAUGGGGAAGGUAAUCCUGAGCCGAGGGACAACGAAGCAGAAGAACAAGAAGAACAAGAAGAACAGUUGCACAAUAUAAUUAAAGCAGUCGAGCAUCCGACUAGUUCUAAUAUCUUGAAACUAUUACCGAACAGAAUGAAAUCAUUUUCCAGUUGUCUACAACUAAUACCCAACCGUGGAGUUUAUUGCGAUCUUUGUCACUUUUUCUUGUCGGAAAAAGUUAACAUAAUAGAACAUUUUCUUAUGACUCCUGCACAUAGAGCGGCGAAAUCGUUACAAUAUAACUACUAUUGUGAUAUAUGCGAUACAUGGUAUAAAUCUGAGCAUGCCUGGUUAUAUUAUCAUAACUUCUCUGGACCACGACAUCUUAAUAUGGCAGCUAGUAGACGCAACAAGGUAACCGAGUAUGAAUGUACCACUUGUAGACUUGUUAUAUUUGGUGACAAUUUAUCGUUAUCCCGACAUAAAAUGCAAAAGCGGAAAAGUAGGAAAAACCAUCGGGGCACUGUUAAACUACCACCACCGAUCCGUCUUUUAUUCAAGUCAAAAGAGAACAUAUGUGCUGUAGCUGAGAACCUAGCCAAAGAAGCGGAAGAUGUUCUCAGGAAUUCUUUAACAAGGGACUGUUGCAAGCAACUUGAAUCGGUUUUGUUAGCAAUUUCUCCAAAUUGUAGAGUUUAUCCAUUUGGAUCUAGAGUUUCCGGAUUAGGAAAUAAGGAUAGUGAUUUAGAUGUCUUUGUCGAUAUGGACGAAGACUACUUCGGUAAGAAUUUUCAGGACGCUAAGAAGCAAGUGAUGUUAAUUCGAGGUAUUAACAAAAUUUUACAAAAACAUAAAGACUUUGCUGGUACUAUACCAGUUUUGAGUGCUCGCACACCAAUUUUGAAAUUGUAUCACAUACCAACGAAGCUCGAUUGCGAUUUAUCAUUCAAACACGGUCUUAGUGUUGAAAACACUAAAUUUUUAAGACUUUGCAUAGAAAUGCAACCCGUUUGUCAACGACUGAUUCUACUGGUUAAAAGUUGGGCCGGUUAUAUAAUUUUUGAAAAUAUUACUACCUAUGCUUUGGCGAUGUUAUGCAUAUUUUAUUUACAAACUCAUGGAUAUUUGAUAUCCGUAGAUAAAUUAUUCGAACUAAAUAAACAUAAACCGAUAAAUAUUAGUGGUUGGAAAACUAUUGCUUAUGCAUUAUCUCUUGAGGAUAUGAAACUUCACAUUAAACCUUACCAGGGGACAUUAACUGAGCUGAUGGAACAUUUUUUCAAAUAUUAUUGUUUCUUUGACUUUGCUAGCGAUGUGGCUUGUCCCCUGUUGGGUAAAGUCGUAAAACGAUCUCUGUUUGAAGGCGAUAUUGAGAAGUUGCCUCCACAAAUGGACACUUAUAUUACCCAGUUGACUGGAGACGAUCCAGAAUUCUUCAGAUCGAACUCACCCAUGUGUAUUCAGGAUCCUUUCGAUUUGAGUCACAAUUUAACGAAGGCCGUUCAUAAAACCACUUUGAUAAAAUUUCAGGAAAUGUGCAAACUCAGUUAUGAGUAUUUAAAACAAUUGCACUAAUGCAAAAAGUUAUUUUUAUUUUAUUGUGACGUCUAUAUUUUUAAAAUAUGGUUUAAAAUGACUAAGGAAAUGAAAUGUUUUCUUUUGGUAGAUUUACCAAGUUUAUUGUUUUGGGACAUCGGAUAAAAGAAAUUUCAUUCUUGUUACGCAAUUUUAUUGUAUGUCCAUAUGAACAGAAAAAAUACGUUAAGUAACCUAGAUUGUUCAAUGUAUGUUCCGAUUAAUCAAUAAAUUUUUUAGAAUA